UAACACGAUGCACCAAAGUAGGAAGUACUCACCGAUGGCUCUGGAUUUCGUUAAUAAAUCAGCACUGACACAGAGGACGAAGACGGUGGACUAUAGUCGAGGGGAAUUGUUCAAACCGCCCAGGGUGCACCAUUCGAAAGUCAAUGGAGUCAGAGCCGUCCGGAGGCAUAUCUCUCCUCCAAGUCGCAGUCUGGAGGGCAUCGAGGCAGUCUGGAGCGAGAGAAGAGCAGGCUCGUUACCAAACCUUGUAGAGAGAAGACCGGAGCCGGAGAGCAGACCGGGCCCGGUGAAGGUGAUGAACCCCUCCGAGAACGGCUGCCCUGGCCGCGGCAGUAGGAAAAGGGGUUUCAAGCCCCCGGAUGUGAGGACCAUAUUCUCCCAAAGUGAGAGAAACCCCCGGGCGAGGGAGGAGAGGGGGGAAGGACACACUUUCUACCUAGGUCUUUCAGGCGCAUGGUGCGAUGUGUGCUGCGAGUACAUCCUCCGCUUCUCCCUGAUGUGUUCAGUGAUCCGCCGCUCGGGACGCCUGGAACUAAGCCUGCUUUGGAGGAACUCUGGGUGUAAGUACACUUGUCACCCAGAGUGUCGAGAACGAGUGUCGUUGGACUGUCACCCCGGUGGUCCUGGUACCGUUGACACCCCCCUCAGCCAGGACCACCUCAACGACGAGACACAGCCCACUGAUGUUGUGCAGGAAAGGGAGUUACGGACUCAUCUCAGCAGAGAGGAGAUCAGACAGAAGGUCGAGCUGUACAACAACUCCUCCAAGGACCACCUCAAAAUGACGCUGAACCCCAGUGGUGUGUAUACAGGGUUCAUCAAGGUGCAGUUGGAGCUGAGGAGACCCAUCACUGUACGAGGAGGUGGGGGAGGAGAGGAGGCCUUCUACCUCCCCCAGGGGGCGACUAACACUCUUCACAUCAGCUCCAACAACACCAUACGACAGGUGAUCCAGGCCCUGUUGACCAAGUUCACCGUAGCUGACAACCCUGCUAAAUAUGCCCUGUACAAACGCUGCCGCAGGGAGGAGCAAGUGUACAUGUGUAAGCUGUCGGAGGGAGAGCAUCCGUUGUUCCUGCGUCUGCUAGCAGGUCCCAACACCGACACACUAGGCUUCGUCCUGAGAGAACAGCAGACUGGCGAGGUCAUGUGGGAAGCGUUCUCCAUCCCAGAGUUGAGUAACUUCCUGAGGAUGCUGGAGAAGGAGGAGACUGAGCGGGUGUGUUCCGUGACGCGUCGCUACGACAACUACAGACUCAAACUGAAGGAGGCCAUGAGCGCAGCAGGGGGGCCGGGGUAACUACUGCCCCUGGAGGAGAGGAGGAGAGGGCUGGGAACCAAAAGCCAGUCUGAGGGACACUGAGGGGGAAACUGGUCCAACCUGAUUCAGAAACUGGAGAGACAGACAGCUGGAAUUAACUCCAGAUUGCACCAGUGGGCCCUGUGUGCAAUACACUGGAUGGACAAUAGAGGGGAGCAGAGGGCAGUGGUUCCACUGCAGUCAGCCUGGACUUCAUUCAGGAGCACUCAAGUGACUAGCUCCAUGUCUUUACUGAGUAGGCCUACACCCUGUGUGCCAUGUUCACUCUUCUGUUCACUCUCUUCCCAUCCUUCUGGGAUCCUUCUAGUGCAUUCUCUGUAGUUGUUUUUAUUAUUUUAGAAUGACAUUUUUGAACGUGAAUGACUCAAACCCCAAAAUAAUUGAUUCAAUUUAUUUGUGCUUUCUAUUUAAUUGGAUGCGUUGGUUUGUACAUAUUGUCAUUUUAAUUUAUGUGGGUGACGCUUUGUUCUGUUUCUUUGCUGAAAUGGUUUUAUUGUGUUCUAUGAAGGUGUGGCAGCAAUCCAACUCCUACAGGGACCUAGUGAGCUCAUUUAUUUCUCACAGGGGCGCACUGAAAACACAUUGACAACAAAGGCUAGACUGUUUUAUGGAAGUGACUCUGUAUUUUAGGUAACUGAGCGAUAGAGAAGAUGAGUGAUUGUAUUUAAACUGAGGGUUGUGAUGGUCUUGAAAGGAGAAGAAUAUUUGGUGUAGAGUCUGAGAGUCACAAGCUGUUUGGGGUUUAGAGGUCAGAAUGGGCGUGUUACAGCUUGUGACCAGACUGACAGUUAGUGGAGUUUGAGCUGACCUCUGGACAUGCCGUGAGAAUGGAAAGAUUUUGGGAAGUUGACUAAUGGUUUUAGAGGAGGUAGAGAAGAAAUGUAGAAAGCUGUGUAAGGAAAAACCUGAGAAAUUAAAUGGAUGUGACAAACGAGGGUUUUUGGAGUUCCGUGUUAAGAGAUUGUUGAUGCCGAGAAAGUUCAGGGCCUAGUUUAAACCACCUCUGUGCCAGGCCUGUGGCCACAGAUAACAUGUUUAGGAAUAGCAGCGAAUGACAAUGGCUAUAUUGUUCCUGUUCCUCUGGUAUUCAUUUAACAUGGCUACAUCUGUCCUAAUCUGCUGUAGGGCUGGUAAGAUAAAUGCUUUAAAUCAGCCUUCCAUUGCACCAGCGUGUGAACUCUGAACCCUGAAGCAAAGCUGCAUGUGACAUGCUCUCUGCAUGGAUGUGCUAACAGACCAAAGAAACUAGUCCGUUAUCGUGGAGAUGAAGUCACAUGACCAUGUGUUCAUCAGUCUCCUAGACUAGGAGAGAGGCUAGAACUUGUUGCUCUGAGAAGUUCAUUUGAACCGAGACUGUCCAUCUAUUGCAAAGUACAAUCAUUUCAAUGGACAGAGCAACAAGUGAGUGCAUUUUGGGCCAUCAACCCUUAGCACCGUAUCAAAACAACACUGACCAAAUGCAAGACUAUAUGUUGAAUUGGCAUGUUUAAAAGCCUUGUUGUUUAUCAGUACUAUAUGACGUUUUUCUGAUGGUACUGCAUUAUUUGCCAUGUUUAUCUCUAUAGAAGAGUAGUGGUGUGGUUAUAUAGCCCCACCUUAUGGAUAUAUGCUGUAACUGUCCUCUCGGUCUUCACCUGCAUCAAACUGUUUCUCUAAAGCCUGUUGGUGAUAUGAUGUGCUGUUGCUUUCUCUUUUUCUGUUCUAUAACUGAAGAUAUUCUAAAAUGUUUAGAUUUAUUUUAGGUUUUGCCUGGUGCAAGCUCUUAGAGGCCUCGUAAAAAUUAAGGGAAAAUGUUAUAGCUAGAGUUUAUAAGGGGUUACACACCCUGAACUUAAUUUGUUUAAUCACUGUGUUAAUGGAGUUAGAUAUGGUAAAAUAAUCUAUCAUAUUUUAGAUCCUAAAGCCAUUAUUUUCUUUGUAAGCCCUGCUAAAUGGUGUUGCAAAGCACAGUGUUACAUUGACAGAUACCACUGGCCCUGUGUUAGCAAGUUAGAGGUCUGCACAUCUCAGCAUCAGGGCUUUGAACCAGACCAGUUCAUAUCUAUCUCCAGCGCUCCUAUCGGACCAGUUUACUGUCUACUGAAGCUUCUGGGCACUUUACCUUUUAAUUCAGGGAUUUUUCUUUUCUCCAUUUACCAGAUGCCGAUCUUCCACUAUUCUAAUUCUAGACAAUGUUUCAUAAUUAGGCCUUUCUUAUUGAAAUACGAGUGGCUUUUAUGAAAGAUGUUAGGUGUUUCUAAAACUUGAUAUUUAUACAAGCUCCUGUAUGAUUUGUUAGACUGUGAAAGUUGGUUUAUCUUCAAUUUGCAUCAUGUUAUGGGCGGUGCUGUCUGGUUGGCUUUUACGUCUGUAGGAAUAUGACUGCUAAGGUAACCCAUAUAAAUAUACUAUAAUGCAUGCAUUAUCUACUCUAAUGCAUAUAGGCCUACUAUGUGGCCUUCAUGGAACCGUAGGCCAGUACUGUUGAACUUGGAAAUGUAUGAACAAUUUAUAUAGAUAUUCGUAAACUAGAUAGAUACGUAACUCUAUUUGCCAAAGAUCGCCCCCCCCCCCCCCCGUCUCUUCAGCUAUGCUCUUGUAAUGUUCUAUGCUGCAGUGCUAUAUGCAGAGACUGUAAGAUCUAUACCUGGAAUGAUUCUGCUGACAGUGUUAGUUAUGGUUCAGUACCAAGAUGUGGAUGAACACAGCAGCUAUGGGCACAGCUUGGAGGAGACCGGAUGCAACUAACAUGUUAUAAUGAAAAAGACUUUGCUAUAUUCUAUUUAUAUUAUUGAUGAUGCAGGUUUAUUUUUGUAGGUAACUGUUUAUUUUUGGAUUGUUACCAAAUGUGGCCUUUACUUCUCUAAAGGACUGAAUUCAUCUAUUAAAGUUUAAAUUGUA
Oncorhynchus mykiss (rainbow trout) is the source of this 4201-nucleotide messenger RNA. Lineage: Eukaryota; Metazoa; Chordata; Actinopteri; Salmoniformes; Salmonidae. The record is from RefSeq and is a predicted model, not a curated record.